UCGCAUAAAAGCCAUGGCCCAGUGCCAGAGAAGCCACACAACGAACUCACCAACAGCAUGUCUCUCAAGUGGAUCACACUGUGUGCCCUGGUGGCACUGCUCAGCAUCGGCACGGGCAGCUGGGCCAAGCCAGCGGCCAGACAGAGGCAGAGGACCAUUCAGGCGAGGCCCAGCAAGGAGCAGGCUCCCCUGAAUGCUCUGUACUAUGCCAACGAUGCGAUCGAGGAUGAGGAUGAUGAUCAGCAUGAUCAAGAUGCUGAUGAUAUCCGCGAGCACGAAGAGGAUCCCAACGAGGAGCAGGAGGACCAGGCGCUGGACAAUCCCAAUGAGCCAGACCAGGACCAAGAGCAGGAGCAGGAGGAGUUGGUGGAGGAGGCGGCAAAUGAGCUCCAAGGCCCCGAUGAAGAUGCCAUCGAUGAGGAGGAUGCCAACGAAGUGGUAGAGCAGGUCCUAGAGCUGGUGCGCCCCGAGGCACGCGCCCGUCGGCGUGGCAGCCGUCGCGGAGGACGCAAGAACCGCAAACGCGCUGGCAAUCGCCGUUGCGGCAGACGCGGAGGACGCGGAGGACGUGGUGGACGCGGACGGGGCCGACGGGGACAGCGCAGACCGAACGUCUCCAGGCGACAGGGCAACAAACGGCGAACGGGCAACAACAAGCGCCAGGGACAAAGGAAACAGUCCAACAAAGACAAAACCCAGGCCGACAAAAAAGAGUCCACCAACAACAACAACAACAAGCAGACUAGCGGAUCCACCAGCAGGCGGCUAAUAGCGAUCUAAAUUAGAAAACAAAACUCCUUCCCUCAUAAAAAAUAUACCAACAAACACUUCCAACA
Molecule: messenger RNA, 836 nt
Organism: Drosophila pseudoobscura
Lineage: Eukaryota; Metazoa; Arthropoda; Insecta; Diptera; Drosophilidae
Product: protein nemuri
Exons: 1
Coding region: 58-780 (240 amino acids)
Source: RefSeq, a predicted model, not a curated record